GUUGGAUGGUUGCCGCCCGGAUGCGUUGCUAGCAGCGGAGGCUCCACGUUUGCGUGCUUUGCUCAGGAACAAGGCUGGACGCUGCGCCUUCUCCUUGCAUUGCAAGACAGAUCCGGUGCCUCUCUCCGCACCUUCUUGGGCGACAUUGCUGACCGGACUAAAGGCGGAUAAGCAUCGCAUCACCAGCAAUGACCUCGAUUCCCUGCUUGCAACCGACUCUGAAGGAAAACUACUUGUGCAUCCCUCCUGGUGCAUUUGCAGCUCUGCGCGGGCUGCUACGUGCUUUGCUUCCGCUUUCAGUCAGGCGAAGCGUCAAAAGCUUGGAAGUUCUGAAGCGUCAGAAUUCCCUCCCACUCUGUUCCAUUUCUUGGCGAAGCAUGGCCGCUGUGCGCGGCUGCUGAACGUGGGCUGGCCUGGCGUGCCACAGCUGUGUGCAGAUGCUGCCUUGGCUCAGACCCUGAAGGUACAAAGAUUUGGCGACGAGGCUGAGGAGCUGGACAAAGCCAUUGAGGAACUGCUGCAGCUCUUGGACGAAAGCAAGGAGCAAGAGAUUCCUGAUGUUCUGGCUCUCUACACCCACAGUGUGGACCUUGCGGGUCAUCUUUAUGGCUUUUCGCUAGAUGUACCGCAAUACAUGGACUCCAUCGAACACUUUGACAAGUGCUUAGGCCAGCUGCUAGAUGCCGUUGCCAAACGCGAUUCGGAAGAUUGGCUUUUGGCCAUUACCACCGAUCAUGGUGGAGGUGCAGUCAAAGACAUGUCCAAAGAGCUUUGGUCAGUCUUCCUGGAAGACUGCAAGUGCAUCCACAAGGGCCUUCCCCAGUCAAGUUGUCAAGGCGUGCAUGGCCUACAGGAUUCCGAUGUACACAAUACCAGGUUUCUGAUUCUCUCCGGGCUGAACGUGAGGCCUGGAGAAAUCAUUCCGCCACCAGAGGCGAUCGAUUUCCUUCCAACCUUGCUUCGACAUCUUGCGCUGCCGUUUGAUGACCUGCCGGGCCAUAGCCGUGGGCUGCGGCGUGAUUUCUAG
This is a messenger RNA of Cladocopium goreaui, 1027 nucleotides long. The record is from the annotation of a GenBank genome assembly. NCBI's taxonomy places the organism in Eukaryota, Dinophyceae, Suessiales, Symbiodiniaceae.